Messenger RNA from Tauraco erythrolophus (red-crested turaco), 811 nucleotides. The record is from RefSeq and is a predicted model, not a curated record. NCBI's taxonomy places the organism in Eukaryota, Metazoa, Chordata, Aves, Musophagiformes, Musophagidae.
AUGCGCUGGAAUACGUGGUUUGAGUUUGUGCAGCGACAGCAGAAAUCGGCUGUCUGUGGGACGCAGAAAGGCCGGGACAAACCCUUGGUUGUGGCUGUUGACAGGUGCCUUCUGGAGCGUGCACGGGCACAAACGAUCUGGGAGAUUAAGCGGUCCAUCACCAGAGCCUACUACAGGAACUCAGUUGGCGGACUCCUCCUCUUUGACAUUACCGUCUUUGUUUUGGUGGGCCACAAGUGUGACCUUGACACACAGCGGCAAGUCACCAGGCACGAGGCUGAGAAACUGGCUGCUGCGUAUGGUAUGAAGUACAUUGAGACCUCAGCUCGGGAUGCCAUUAACGUGGAGAAGGCCUUCACUGACCUGACUCGAGAUAUAUACGAGCUUGUUAAAAGGGGGGAAAUUUCAAUCCAGGAGGGAUGGGAAGGGGUAAAGAGUGGGUUCGUCCCAAAUGUAGUGCACUCUUCAGAAGAAGUGGUGAAAUCAGAUAGGCGGUGCUUGUGCUGAGCUCUUCUAGUGAGGCAAGUGGUGAUGAACUCUACUAACCAAACGUACUUUACUAAGUGAACUCGGUGUGACAGAAGGGAGAGCAACACUCCCGUUGUGAACAGCCUCCCACGCUGUUGUGGACACCAGAACAGACCCCAGAAAGAAAUGUUCUGUUCCAAAUAACCUUUCAGAACUGGGGGCUACAAACCUAACGGAGAGUGAGUGAGGGUGCGUGUAGAUGUUGUAACAGGAGGCAGAAAUGAGGGUCUGCACGAGACAGGAGAGAGUACACAGCUGAAUGGGCUGGCACAUGCCAGGGUAC